Planococcus citri (citrus mealybug) is the source of this 1053-nucleotide messenger RNA. RefSeq lists its product as uncharacterized. NCBI's taxonomy places the organism in Eukaryota, Metazoa, Arthropoda, Insecta, Hemiptera, Pseudococcidae. The record is from RefSeq and is a predicted model, not a curated record. The transcript has 3 exons. The coding region runs from base 111 to 710 and encodes 199 amino acids.
CAUGAGACGAGUAUUCGGAUUUCGGAUCAACGAGUACGCUUACCAUAGGAUCCGAUCAACAGUUAUGGUCACGAAAAACAGUGCGCUUUAUUUCGAGUACGAGUUCGAGUAUGAAGCUGCAACUCGAGUAUCUUUCACUAUUAUUACUGCCAGUAUUCUCCAUCGCACCCAUAUCCGCGCAAUUAAUUAUAUCAAGUAAUGAACUCCCAACGUCAGUUAAAAUUCCUCAAAAAAUCCCCAUGGAAGAGUGCACGAAAAAGCGCAACGUGAUCGUUUACGGUAUUCCGGCCGAGAGCCAGCAAACGCACGAAAACUUGACUUACGCCGUAUUAAAAGUUUUGCAAUUAGCCAAAGUCACGUUAGACGUGAACGACAUACGAUUAAUUCGACGUCUCGGAUCGACGGUAUCGCGUAGCACCGCCGUCCUGGUCACCUUUUCCAGCGAAGAAGUCAAAAGAUACGUAUUCUCGCACAAAGCCUACCUAUACGGUACCGGCUACAAGCUGGAAUUAGACGUGCCCAAAAUCAUCUCGUACAGAUACAGGGUACUUAAGCCUCUGUACGAUAAACUUAUCCAGAAAGGAGCCGACGCCACCUUAAUUUACGGUAAAUUAUUCAUCAACGGAGUCGAAUUACCAGACUGCGUAGCCGAAAAGUAUUUAUUUUCUAGCACCACCAAAUCGAGGACGUUGCCGCAUUUCCAAGGCUGACAACUCCGACGUUGCUGAAUAAGUAUAGCGUACUCGUAUACGUAUAUAUGCUGGCUGUGAAUCCGUUUCAAGUACCUACGUACCUCUACCAUAUAGAGCCCACUACAAUUUCUGUCUUCGGCAAUUUCCAGAAACGAAUUGCUUUUUUAUUGACAAGUUCUACAGUCUACACCUACCUACGGUUUAUCGAUUCGAAGCGACUGUUUACUCAAUGCCUCACUCGACGACUACAUUGCAAGCAACCAUUCGUGAUUCGUUAUGGUACCUUUGAACAUUUUUUCCUUCAGUUUUUCUAAAAUUUAUUUAUACCAUGUUAUGUAAAAUAAAUCGAAAUUUUGUAUUA